CUGGCUGAAAUGUCACAUGACUCCCGCAUCACAUUCAUGGAUCUCCACUAAAGACAUGAGGGUUCGCCCAAAUGGAAGAAUUAACGACGGUCCCGGUGUGUUUGAGUGCGUGAACAAUAGACCGCGAGCAUGCCAACGCUGCUGCAGAAACUCUUCAGCAAACGAGCCGGUAACGGGAGCUCCCGGGACUGCUCGACGGGAGCGGAGCAGCGUUGGGCGUCUGCUGAGUUUGAUCUAGCUCAGAUCAGGUUGAUCGUGUAUCAGGACUGUGAGAGAAGAGGGCGGCAGGUUCUCUUCGACUCCAAAGCAAUACAUAAACUGGAAGCAUCUGAGCCGACUACUGAUGAGACUAAAUCUCCACCCACUCGGAGUGGUGCUUGCCAAAUCAACAGCCAAGCAAGCGAGAAGGACAAGCCUCCCACAUAUCAGUAUACCAGACCGGCUUCAGAUGUGAACAUGCUCGGGGAGAUGAUGUUCGGCUCAGUUUCUAUGAGCUAUAAGGGUUCGACACUUAAAAUUCACCACAUUCGGUCUCCCCCUCAGCUGAUGGUCAGUAAGGUUUUCUCCACACGGUUUGGAAGCAGCGUCUCUGGAAGUACAAAUACGCUGCAAGACAGUUUUGAGUCCAUGAGCCAAACUCUUCCAAGUCACACCAGCAGCAUAGCCCACAGUAAUCCAGUGGACAUGCCAAGCAGAGGACAUAGUGAGGAUGGAGACAGUGGCAUUGCCCGCUCAGCAUCUCUAAGCAGCCUAUUGGCCACACCCCUACCCUCACCUAGCUCCUCCUUCAGCAGCGGCUGUGCCAGCAGUUACCAACGCCGAUGGCUCCGUAGCCAGGCCACCAGCCUCCAGCAUGGUCCCAUGCCUCGCUGGAGCACUGAGGAAAUGUUCAACCUGUCUGAUGAGAGCUGCAGUUCCAACCCUGCGAUGAUCCGGAGGAAGAAGAUUGCCAUCAGCAUCAUCAUCAGCCUCCCGGAGAGAGAAGAGGAAAACCACAAUUUUCAGGAGUUUUUCUUCUCCCACUUUCCUCUUUUUGAGUCUCAUAUGAACAAGCUCAAGACUGCCAUCGAAAGGGCAAUGAUCCUGUGCAGAAGAAUUGCUGAGUCCAGCCAUCGCGUGCAGGUUUAUCUAUGUCGAGUGAUGGAGGCACUGGGUGAAUUCAGGAUGACAGUGUGGAACCUUUACAUGGCUCCGCGAAUCACCGAGCCAGUCUGGCUUUCCAUGAUUUCUCAGAGUGCCGAGCGAAGCCUUUUGUGUCAGCGCUUCCUGAAGGAGAUGAGUUUGCUGAUGGAACACGGAGCCAAAAACCAGUUUCUCUCUGCUCUCCUUACUGCGGUUCUUACGCAUCACUUAGCCUGGGUUCCCACGGUAAUGCCCAGUAACCUCCCUCCAAUCAAACCUGACUGCCAGAAACCUGCCUCCCAGACAGUGGAUCUGUUGGCAAAGUCUCACCCAUACAACUCGCUAUGGGCUCAAUUAUGUGACCUGUAUGGUGCUUUAGGCUCUCCGGUUAGAGUGUGCCGGACGGUGGUCGUGGGACGCAGGAGGGAGCUGGUACAGCGAGUCUUGUAUGUUCUCUCCUACUUCAUUCGCUGCUCAGACCUGCAGGAGCAUAUGCAACCCCAAGGACAAACGGACAAUCCAGCGAAUCCCUGUUUCUCUCAAAGCAUCAAUCCCACCCCUGCAACUGAAAGGAGCAAUGAAGACACGUGUUCCCCUAAGCCAGACGCAUCAAAGCCCACCCCCUGUAUGUCAACCAAUGAUAAAGCCCUGAGCUCUGAUUUGGCUAAUUUACUUCCAGGCAUCCUUUUAGAACAACAUGAUGAGAAAGCCCUUUUCCCAGAUACAAAAUGCACAAAUCCAUCCCCCUGUUUGGAAUCGACGGGUGUCAGGACUGAAUGUACAGAGAUCGGGCAGGAAUGUUUUGGAGAAGACAGUGACUCUGUUGGAUUAGAGCACAUUUUAGCCAAUCUGAGUCCUCUUCUGCACAGGGUGCGGUUUCACAUAGGCAGUCCCAGAGAAGCAGAGAAUGAUGGAUAACCUGGGGCAUUAACUGGGGCGGGGUUUGGGCGGGGAUUAGACAGGAAGUUGCAUCAAAGGCUUUUGACUGAUAUACGGAGGAACGAAAGUUCGGACAGUGCUUUAGGCGACAGUGAUGAGGAGGAAGCAUUGCCAUGGCAACUGCACAUGGUUGCAGAACAACAGGAAUAUGAGCUACCACUGCCAAGUUGUCAGGUAGAGAGUCAAGCCAAUGUUAAUCAUUUCGGGAGGUCUUUGCUGGGGGGCUACUGUCCUCAAUACAUGCCUGACUUUGUUUUGCACGGCAUCAGCUCUGAUGUCAGACUCAAGCAGUGCCUCAUGGCUGACCUGGAACAUACCGUUCUUCAUCCAGCCCUGGAUGAACCUGUAGCAGAGGCUCUGUGCAUUGUGGCAGAUACAGACCGGCUGAGCGUGCAGGUUGCGACAAGUCAAAGACGCGUGUGUGAGGGUGGGCGGUUAGGCAGAGAUGUGAUGGUGUCUAACCUCGUACACACACUCAUUACAUCAGUCCUGCAGCUGUACGCGCUUAACAUCGCAGCGGAUUUUUGUGUGAUGCAUCUGGAGGACCGGUUACAAGAGGUGUAUUUUAAGAGUCGAUCCUUAGCAGAAUAUUUGAGAGGGCAAACCAGGGUCCACGUUAAAGAGUUGGGACUGGCACUGGGGAUUGAGUCCAGUGACAUUCCAUUGCUUGCAGCAGUGGCCAGCACUCACUCACCGUAUGUGGCCCAGAUUCUUCUCUGAAUGGACCAAGCGAGAUGAAUUUCAUUUAAAGGACCAAUCAGAAUGUGUUCAUGUUCUGCAUGGACCAGCAAAGAUCUGGGCUGCGUUUCCCAAAAGAAUCGUAAGCCUACGUUGAUUGUAGCUCUAUUGAUGACAAUGGUUCUAAGAUCAACGUAAGGUUACGAUGCUUUUGGGAAACGCAGCCCUGAUCAUUAUCAGAUGAACACACCACUCACGAUGCACUGUGCUCGACAACCAAUUAGAGCUCACGCCCAGUCUUUACUAUACCAAUCAGAAUGCCCCUUGUUUGCCUAGCUGACAGUAUUAUGUGUGUAUGUGGAUGUCUAAGUAACAGUUUUGUAAAUGCGGUCAUCCUAUAGACUGAAUGGUAUAUCAUAUUGGGAUACUUGUUAAUGCUUAUGUCUUUCAAAGUCUUAUAUGAAAGAUUGAGACUAAGGUUCUGAAAGAAGCAACUUUUAUAUUAGCACCCAUAUACAGUAUUUGAUGUUUCCAAAGAGGGAUCUCUACGUGUUAAAUACACAACAGUAUAUUUUAUUUAAGUUGAGGGCUAAUACAAAUGCAUAGCCUCCUUCAGAAGCAAUAAUAAGUUUACACCAGAAGCAGCGUAGAUUUUUUUAUGAAGAAUUUUGAUUACAAAUGUUUUUUUUUCUAUCAUUCUCAUCUCAGCCUGAGCAUUUAAUUUAAUCUUAAAUUAUAUUAAUGUCCAUCAUAUUCACCAAGAGUGCCUCUCCCAGGUUGAUUACCAGAUUUGUAUGUGCUUUAGUCUAAGAAAGAUGAGGGAAUGUUUACAUAGUGGAGGACUGGGUGUGAUUUUGAACUGUUACUGUUAUUUAAUUAUGUGUCAAUGGACAGUCCACAGAUAGUGGAUUACAAUAUUAAUCUGGUGCUACUUUAUUGUUCAUUGUGUCUUAAAUACAUACUUUAAGCUUUGCCCUUGCAAAUGCUUUAUAUUCCUUUCAGGGGCCUUAAAGGUGUACACCCCACAGCAACAGGAUCCCUGGUGUGUGACACCGUUAGUAUUCUUCUGUUUAAAUGACUGAGAGAAAGAUGAUAAUUUUUAUAUUUUUGCGGAAUGAUCUACCUCAAAUAAAUGAUCUGAAGGUUCAGUGUGCUGAUUUUAUCAUGAGUCUACUUAAAUGUACUCUGAAGACAGCUUCAUUUGUCUUAAAGUAAAUGUCAUUUUGCGUAAAUGCCACUAUAGUAAAUUCUUUACUGAUUGUAAAUGUUAAAUUGUCUGUUAAAGAAGAGGGUGGAAGUUACAAUUUUGAACACGGAAGUUACAAUUUUGAACACUAAAGUUUUAACACUUAUGUUUUAGUUGUCUCUUAUGAGGAUGUAUACAAGUGUAAUAUAUUUUGGUCUGCUCCGUGCAUGGUGUUGACGCUUCAGAUUGAAUGCAGUUGGGUGUUUUAACUGUAACAAUGGAAAGUUGUUAAGAGCUGAACUAUAAUGAUGAAUGAAUAAAUUACCAAGAAUAUUAU
Messenger RNA from Triplophysa rosa, 4262 nucleotides. It is a transcript of the gene fnip2, whose product is annotated as folliculin interacting protein 2. Gene Ontology annotation, molecular function: protein-folding chaperone binding; ATPase inhibitor activity. The transcript is spliced from 17 exons. Lineage: Eukaryota; Metazoa; Chordata; Actinopteri; Cypriniformes; Nemacheilidae. The record is from RefSeq and is a predicted model, not a curated record. Gene Ontology annotation, cellular component: cytoplasm.